AUGGCGCCCGACCCCUCUCUCGCCUCGGACGAAAAACGGGCCGCCCGAGCAGCCCGCUUCUCCCAAGUCCUCCCCGGAAACCGCUACAAAGAGCUCGAAGAACUCCGCCAACACGAGCGCAAAGCCUUUGAGCAAAAAGGGCUCAUCAAAGUUGGCAAGACGGAACUCGAAGAUGCCGUCGACUUGAGAGGUACUUGCGAGAGGAUGUGUAGUGAUUAUGAGCGGGAGUUUCGGGAAUGGACGAGGGAGGUUAACCCUUUUGAAUCUACGCCGGAUAGAAGGAUGGACCCUGCAAAAGCCGUAGCAGCGUACUCGAGAUCCGACGCCGGUGCAGGCCACGGCGACUCCGCCAUCCUCCCCUCCGACCUCCGCACCCCCCUAACCCUCAUGAAAACCCUCGACUACCUUUUCUCCUCCGUCAUGCCCACCCCCCCUCCAACCACAUCCAUAGCGUCCCCCGCCGACUCUGCUCGUAAAGCGCUGGGGUACACGGCGGGUUUUAUAAGAGAUCGGACGCGUGCUAUUAGGAAAGAGUUUGCGAUGCAGUCGAGUUGGGGGCAUGAGGAGGCUAUAGCGAGUUUUGAGAGGAUUGCGAGGUGGCAUAUCCUCUGUCUGAGAGAGCUGCAGGAGGAGGGGGGGACGAAUAAUGAUAUGCAUAUCGACUCUGCCGAGCUCGGGAGGUGCUUUGUCAGUCUUCGACAACACUACAAUGACAGAAGAGAAGAAUCCGGCCUCGAACUCCCAUGCGCCAACGAACCCGAAUUCCGCGCCUACAUGCUCAUAUACGACCUCACCAGCAAAUCCGUAUCCAUCCCCACUGCCGAGCUGCCCACCAUCAUCCUCGACCACCCGCUCGUCAAACUCGCGUGGGACAUCCGGCGCUCGGCACAGCGAAACUUUGAUUCGCAGAAGGAAGGAUCGAAGCUUAAUGCAGAGCUGGGGGCGAAUUUGAUUACGAGGUUUAUCAAGUUGUUGAAGCAGGUGAAAGUACCGUACCUGCUGGGAUGUUUGGUGGAGAUCCGUCUUCGCGAGAUACGGCGCUCAGCCCUGCGUUCCCUUGUAAGGUCUUACCCCCGUCUGAGGACGGAACCUGUCAGGACGAACGAAUCCGGCGAAAUCGUAGAGCGCAAGAUGAUCCUCUUAUCCACACUCAACAAUCUCCUAGGUUGUGAGCCUCAAGACGAAACACCCUCCGCAUGGGACGACGUCCCUCCCACAUCAUCUUCUCCCUCCGACGAAUCCAUCUCCAUAGUCGAAAGAUUCAACAUCCCCACCUACACCGACCCCUCCGGCACCACAAUAGGCGCAUUGAUCAACCUCGGGACCCCAUUCAACGAUAACAAGGACGCGCCCUACACCCGCCGGUGGGCGUUGGUCAGCGGGAAGAGGGGGGAUGCGGAUUUUGUGGAUGUUGUCAAUGGGAGGAAGGGGGUGGGGUUGGGGGGUGGGGCGGCGGAGGCGCCGGCGCAGGUUGGUGUCCCUGGUGGCACAGCCAAGCCGACUUUUGGGUUCGCGAGACCGAAUGCUAUACCUGCUGCGCCGAAGCCGGAGCCAGCCGCACCAGCACAAGCACAAGCAAAGCCGGCGUUCAACUUUCAACCUCCCCCUCCUUCAGUGGCCAAGCCGCCGACGCCAGCGGUGUCUGCGUUCGGAGCAGCACCAGCUGGACAGUCGGCAUUCAGCUUCAAGAAGCCUGCUCUUCCGCCUUCUGCUGCUCCUUCUGCUUUUUCUGCUCCAGUACCAGCUGGAGUUGCAGCGCCUGCUUUUGGGUCUAUAAAAACUCCAGCACCAGUCCCGACUGUUCCAAAAUCUGCCCCAGCCCCAGUAGAGUCGGGCGAACGGGCAAUCCCCAACUUUUUUUCCAAACCUUCCACCCCUGCGCCUCCACCAUCCCUACCCCCUCCCCAGCCUUCCACCACACCCAAGACGGAACCUCCCAGUUCUUCUGGUAUGAACGGGGUGGGAGGCGGGGGCACGAAAGCGCCUUUCUCAUUCGGCCUUCCACCACCAAACAUGGCCGAAAGAAAAGAAGCGGGGAAGGAGGUAAAGCAAGGGGAAGGGGAAGAUAGGAAAGGCAAACGGCGAGCAGAUGAUGAGUCUGCAGAGAAGAAGCCCAUGUUCACGUUUGGCGCACCUAAACCCACAGAACCGUCCGAAAUGUCGAGUAAACCGGCUGCCGCUGCUGUGGGUGGUAUGGCCGACGCACCAAAAUCGACGUUCAGCUUCACCACCCCUGCACCGCCGACGACGACGAGCACCCCGGCGGGACCGAGCCUGGGACAAGUUGAAGUUUCUGCCAAAGCGCCCUCACCUCCGCCUACUCCCAUUGUCCAUGCGAGGAAAGAUCCAUAUCUGCUCUUAUCCACCUCCGCCCCUCCCCGUCUCUCCAAAUCCACCUCCAAACCACUAUCCGAGCUGCACACCGAACGUCUCCAGCGCAAAGCCGCUUUACCAGCCAUAACCGACCUUCUCUUGAUUCAAGUUAUGCAAGCCAUGGUCCAAGACCAUCUGGGGGUGGAGGUGGAGGGGAUGGUGAAUCAGCAAAUGGCUGAGAGGAAACAUGUACAAAUGAAGAGAUGGAGGAAGGAAGCUAUAGGGCAGUGGUCACAAUCCGUCUUUACCGACCUGAUCGCGUCCGAGAUCCGGGCUGUUGCUCGGAAAGCAGUGGUGAGAGAUUUGAGAAAGAGAUACAUCCUCCGCCGGGCGGUGCAGCACUGGCAAGCCUGGGCGAAAGAGCGGAGGGAAAGGAGAGAGAUGGCGGUAAAGAAGAGGGAAGAGAUGUAUGAUGAACUGCGGGCGAUGGGGUUGAGUCGGUCGGUCGCUGCUUGGGGGGUACAGCCUGUAGGGAGUGGGUCAGAGUUGGGGGAUAUGGUGGCUAGUACGCGGACUUGGGGUAGGAGCUUGGAGAUGAGGUCGGGGAUUGAUACGGCUAGGGAUAGUUUGACUAUUGAUAUUGAGAUGACUCAGGCGGAGAGGAAUAAAGACAACUUUUUCGCCCCAUCCACCUUUUUGCAAGCUAUCGCCCGGCACAUCUCGCCACACCUCUCCCCAUCCAGCCCCUUCACCCCCCACAUCCCAUAUAACUUUAUCACCCUCCUCUCUGUCCCGCCAGCAGAAACCGACCACUUCGGGUCCGCCCCGGAUAGUCAAGUCCAAGAGUGGCUUGUCAAAAAGUUUACGGCAGGGGACGAGGGGGUACAGAUGGGCGGGGUACAUUUUGGUACGAGCGUGGUGAAGGAUGGGAAAGUGGGGAGGCAGGGAUGGGUGGGGUUGGUGGUGUUUGAGGCGCCUGUCAAGACGUCAGAUUCAAAGAAGGCGCAAGAGAAUGUCGCUAGCGCUCAAGAUAGGAUAGGAGCUCUGGUCAAGCUUCUGAACAGCUCUACGAAUCGAUAUAGCCCUCCCCUGAUGGUGCUCACUUGGGAGGACGAAACGCUCGCUGACCUCGCCGCCAGACUCGAGAUCCAAGAUGAAUUAUCGGCUUUUGAGACCAAAGCUCUCGUCUCGCUUGAAGUAUCAAAUGACUUGGAUACGCGAUUUGUCCAAGCCAUUGAGGCGUUGUACGAGUCUGUGGAUGUCAAGGAGCAGGUGGUUGUCAGAUUACAAGACGUUGUCGAAGCCGUGCACUUUUCGUGGGAUCAGUUCUUGGACGUGGCCGGUAUGGUUGUGGCUCAGCGGCCCAAAAAUUUGGACGCAGCUUGGACAUGCCUGCGGUCGGGCAUUGAUCUUAUCAAUCAAUUUGCCCAGCUUACUACAGCUUCGGUUGGGUCUUCUGGUUUGCUUGAUGAUACAGACUUUGAACCUAUCAUCUUGCCAAAGCUCCAGGAUCAGACAUUUGAUUUACCGCCAAAGUUUGUCGAAUCACUCGCUGAGUACUUUGAAAGCGACACCUUGGUCGAACUGGACGAGCUCAACCUGCUAUUGACCCAAGUAUCGUACUGCUCUCAGAACGGUGCAGCCAUUCCCAUUGUGGUCAUUCUGAGAUCACUCUCAUCCUUCGUGUUUGGUGAACUCCGACACCAAUCCCUCUUCCCCCGAGUCUUCCUCCCCACACCAACCGGCGUUCGUACUUGGCUUCAGUCUUACAUUGACAGCUUAUCGCGCCAGUACGAAACAUAUUCAUCACAAGCUAUACAACAGCUCGUGUCCCUUGCGCCACCAUCGCCGGUCGCGGUAACCAUAGACAUAGACAAUGGCGCCCUUUUGGAGAACAAAGCUGGGGGAAGGAAAAGGACGCGAGAGAAGAGUGAUAGUGGGCCGGGGAAGGUCAGAAAGGAGACGAAAGCCAACAAGGUCGCGAAGCUGAUGAGGGCGAUGCGAAGAGCAGAAAAGUCUCUCGGCGGAGAGGACGUAGCGUAG
Cryptococcus wingfieldii CBS 7118 is the source of this 4356-nucleotide messenger RNA. RefSeq lists its product as hypothetical. The transcript has 10 exons. Lineage: Eukaryota; Fungi; Basidiomycota; Tremellomycetes; Tremellales; Cryptococcaceae. Gene Ontology annotation, biological process: mRNA export from nucleus. Bases 1 to 4356 code for a protein of 1451 amino acids. The record is from RefSeq and is a predicted model, not a curated record. Gene Ontology annotation, cellular component: transcription export complex 2; nucleus; cytoplasm.